AAUAAGCAGUACCGUAUUUCAAAGAACAGCGCGCAUAACUUUUCAAUUAACCACACCCUUUGCACCAUGACGCCAACCCAUGAGAUCCUUUUACUUCAGUGUAAACGGAAGUGAAAAGAGACCAAGAACACAUUCCACGAAAGCGUUUUUGUUGUUAUUUAGACGUUUAUUAACAGCGUGGAACUUAAAAUGACUAAUUUAACUGCACAGCAUUACAUUAGUUACCUCAGGUAGUGUUUAAUUCGCGUUUGAGACAGGACUUGGUUGAUAGCUAGCAAGCGCGUUACCUAGAACUGCUAACAAUGGCUAACUGUAUGGUUUUUCACACUCAAAUAGCCUCCAUCAUGGAGGUACUAGCAAAUGCAGCCGUGGCAGACAUCUGUAAACUCGUAGACGACGACUAUGCAGUGUUUCGUUUGGAAAUAACUCAAAGCCAUAAAGAAAACCGGGGAUUGCGGAGGAAACUACAGCUACUGGAACUGAAGAUGGCACGGGAGCGCGCAGAGAAGACAGCGCGAGAGCGCGUCCUCGCCAGUCGUCCCAGUAGUGUCAAGAUCCUCGACCGAUACAGAGGAAUGUCAAGAGGUGAAGGACAUCUCACUCGAGGCCACAGGAGCUUUGUGAAGCCAGCGGCACAUAACGCGUGUAGAGAUGACCAACCAAUCACUGUUGAUGAGGGGAGUGGAACCUCAACCCAGCACGUUAUCGUGAUUGAGUCUGCAGAUGCAGAGGCUGUUGGUCCUGGGGUCAAGCUGGAGAGGUCUGAAGGAGAGGAGGACCCACGGCACAGCAGAGACAUCCAGACUGGAGCGUCCCAUGUAGCCACGGAGGACCUCACCGCCACUGCGCCCCAGCCCAGGACCCGACGCAGAAUCACGGAGGUCAGUGGAACUCCGAACGCCGUUCUCAAGUCAGAGCCCGACACAGAGACUUUAACUGUAACACAAAGGCUUUUGCACACAGGAUCUGACCACAGGUCAUACCCAGAGAGGCUGGGGCGACUGGGCUGUCCUCCUGUUCCCAGCUCAGAUUAUUUACUUUACGAUAACCUGAGCUCGAGGGCGGUUCAAGUUAAUUCCCAUCGAGACUCAGGUGAUGCGUUAGAGGCUGGCAGUGAUCUGUCUUGUUCUUACACUACAGAGAUGGACCCUGGCAACAUAUCCUUGGGUUUAGAGACACAGACAGAUCUGUCUAGAGGGGACUGGAACCAGUACAGUAGUAGUGUAUACUCUGAAGGGUGCCUAGAUAAGAAAGGGGAGGUUAUAGUCUUAGAUGAGGUGACUGUAAAAGUGGAGGGCGACGCUCCUCUGACAUGGAAUGUAGACGAGACUCCCUCAGGAGAAGGACACUCACAAGGUAGAGAUUUCUUAGAUUAUAGGGAAAGCUUAGAGACGAAUCUAAAUGUCACAACCCACUCCCCUUUACACACAGUCAGGGAUCGAGACCCAGUGUCCACGUUGAUGGGGCCUUCCAAUUCACGCGGCCGUGUCCUUUUUGAUCAGGUAUUGAACUCAAACGACAGGACUAGAGCCCAGGCUCAGGGAGGGGGAGCCACAUCAGGAAAUAGUAAAGAGAAACGGUUCCUCUGCAUGUUCUGUAACAAAGGCUUCAGCUGCAUCCAGAAGGUGGAGAUCCACCAGAGGGUCCACACAGGGGUGAAACCCUUCAGCUGUACCCAGUGUCACAUGCGCUUCACCCAGGCUGGUGACUUAAAGAGGCACCAGAGGGUCCACACAGGGGAGAAACCAUUCAGCUGUACCCAGUGUCAGAUGCGCUUCUCCCACUCGUCCAGCCUGAAGAGGCACCAGAGGGUCCACACAAGGAAAACCCUAAAGGUACCCCCAGUGUGAGAAGAGGUUCACCCACUAGAACAAGCUAAAGGUGCGUCUGAAGGUCCACACGGAAAAAGGCUGUUCGCCUGUACACACUGCAGGAAGAGGUUCUCAGAGACGAGCUACCUCAGGAUACACCAGCAGAAAAAACAUUCCACUCUAUAACAUAGAAAGUAACCAUUCCACUCAAUAGCUUCUGACAUUUAGAUCAAAUCCUGCAUUAUAGACAAAGAUGAAUUUUCAUUGUCAGUAGAGAACAUCUACAGAUGCAUUUAGAAUAGUGAGAGUAACAUAUUUCAGUGUUGAAUAUUCCUGGGUAGAAUAAUGCAUCCAGACAUUGUGAUAUAUAAGGCAUAUAUAAGCCUAAAAAGUCUGUUACAUAUUGUGUUUGUACUGUGUAGGCUAUAUGAUGUUCAUACAGAUUGAGACAUAUUUUAAAUGUACAUUUUAGUAAUUUAGCAGGCACUCUUAUCCACGGUGAAUUACAGUUAAUGCAUUCAUUUUAAGAAAGCUGGGUUAAACAACCACAUAACACAGUCGUAGCAAGUACAUUUCCCUAAAUAAAGUACUUAUCAGCAAAGUCAGUGCUAGUAGGAAGACACAUUCUUUUUUGACAGCGACUCUGAUGUUUUAGCUUCAGGGGGAAGCUGGUUCCAUCAUUGGGGUGCCAGGACAGAGAAGAGCUUUGACUGGUCUGAGCGAGAGCUGACCACUCGUAAGGGUGGGAUGGUGAAGAGACCAAAGGUGGCAGAAUGGAGUGCUUGGAUUGGGGUGUGGGGUUUGAGCAUAGCCUGAAGGUAGGGAGGGGCAGUUCACCUUGCUGCUUUGUAGGCAACCAUCAUGGUCUUGAAGUGGAUACGAACUUCUUCUGGAAGCCAGUGGAGUGUGCCGAGGAGCGGGGUGACAUGGGAGAACUUGGGAAGGUUGAACACCAGGCGGGCUGCAGCGUUCUAGAUAGGUUGCAGGGGUUUGAUGGCACAAGAGGGGAGCCCAUCCAACAGAGUUUCAGAAGUCUAGAUGGGAAAUGACAACUGCUCGGAUUAGGGCCUGCUCCACUUGUGUGAGUAAGGGUCGUAGUUUACGAAUGUUGUAGAGCAUGAACCUUGGAGCGGGGCAGGCCUUCCCCGGGAGGAAGAGCUGUUCCAUCUUGUCAAGGUUGAGCUGGAGGUGGUGGGCAGACAUCCAAGCUGAGAUGUCUGCCAGGUACGCAGAGAUACGUGUGUAUGUGUGGUUUUCAUAUGGUGUAUUUAACAUUUGUUUGUUUAAUAAACACAAUGGGACUUUU
Messenger RNA from Salmo salar (Atlantic salmon), 3117 nucleotides. The record is from RefSeq and is a predicted model, not a curated record. NCBI's taxonomy places the organism in Eukaryota, Metazoa, Chordata, Actinopteri, Salmoniformes, Salmonidae.